CGCGGCCGGGUUCCCGCGUGAAGAAGGGUGCGAGAUGCCCGCACUGCCAAGAAUCCCAUGGUCCAUAUGUUUUUCUGAGCAAUGGACGCAGUCACUUCGGCACAUUUGACAUCUCUUGCUGGUGAGCUGAGCCCGCCUCUUCACCAGAAAAAAUGGCAGCGUUCAAGAAGCUAAAACUUCUUCUCUGGAAGAAUUUCAUCUUAAAGAAGCGGAAGACCCUGGUCUCGAUCCUUGAAAUCUUGAUGCCGUUUCUGUUCUGUGGAAUCAUACUGUAUCUUCGUUGCAACAGUGUCUCAAGAAAAAGGGCUCCAUCUAACUACAGUGCUUUUGAUAUCAGCACACUGCCAGAAUUCUUCUACAAUUACCCUCAGAAAAGUGUACUUCAGCUGGCCUACAUCCCUUCCAAGAGUGAGACGCUGAGGACCAUCACGGAGAGGGUGAAGCAGUCCUUCGAUGUGGACUUGGGAGUUCUAGGUUUCCCUUCGGUGCCUGUGUUUGAAAAUUUCAUAAUUAAGGAACAAAAGGCUUUCUACAUUUUGACAGGAAUCGUUUUUCACCAUAGAUUCAUUAACAACAGCGAACCUUUGCCACUUGUGGUGAAGUACACCUUGCGCUUCAGUUACAUCCAGAGGAAUGUAUUGCCAGUCAAGAAUUUGUUUGUUUUGCGUGAUAACCCUGAAGGCUGGUGCACAUCCUUCCUUUAUCCUCCAAAUCCACGCCAAGAACCACGGGCAUUCACGCAGGAAGAUGGAGGAAACCCUGGAUACAACAGAGAAGGCUUCCUGGCCAUACAGCAUGCUGUGGACAAAGCCAUCAUGUGGCAGCAUGCCCAGACCGCGGCAGUCAGCCUGUUGGACAGCCUUAGCGUGCUCCUGAAGAGAUUCCCUUAUGGACCCUUUAUCCAAGACAAGUUCUUCCUGGUUCUCCAGAAUGAUUUCCCGCUGCUCCUCAUGCUCAGCUUCAUCUGUUUUGAGCUCAUUAUCAUCAAUUCCAUUUCACUGGAGAAAGAGAGAAAACUGAAGGAGUAUAUGUGUAUGAUGGGACUGGACAACUGGCUGCACUGGGUUGCUUGGUUCAUCUUGUUCUUUGUUUCCGUCUCCGUUGCAGUUCUUGUCAUGACCAUUCUCUUCUGUGUAGAGGUGAAUGGUGUUGCAGUGUUCAGGAAUAGUGAACCCACUUUGAUAUUUAUUUUUCUAAUGUGUUUUGCCACUGCUACAAUUUUCUUUGCAUUCAUGAUCAGCACAUUCUUCCAAAGAGCCCAUGUUGGAACUGCUGUGGGAGGCAUCGUCUUCUUCCUCACCUACCUGCCGUACCUGUACCUCGGCUUCAACUACUCGCAGCGGAGCCCGCUCCAGAAGAUCUUCCUGUGCCUCUUUUCCAACGUGGCCAUGGCAGUGGGAGUCCGACUCAUCGCUGCCUUGGAGGCAGAAGGUGUAGGUUUGCAGUGGAAGAGAGUGGGCAGUGUCCGUGCAGAGUUUAACUUUAGCCAUGUGCUGCUGAUGCUCCUGCUGGAUUCUGUCCUCUACUGCUUGGUGGCCUGGUAUGUGGAGGCCGUCUUCCCAGGGAAGCUUGGUACACCUAAGCCAUGGUACUUCUUUCUCAAGCCCUCCUACUGGAGUGGAAAGCCUGCACCUGCUACCCAGAGACUGCUGCCUGUGGAGCUUCCUGAAAAGUCUCCAACACGCAGGUUCUUUCAGGAAGAACCCAGCAACCUGAUGAAGGGGAUUGAGAUCCAACAUCUGUACAAGGUGUUUCACAAAGGAAGGAAUGAGCACGUAGCAGUGAAAGGGCUCACAAUGAAUCUCUACAGAGGGCAGAUCACGGUGCUGCUGGGACACAACGGAGCGGGGAAGACCAUCACCUGCUGGAUGCUCACAGGUCUUACUCCGUGUUCCAGUGGACGGGCGUAUAUCAAUGGAUACGAAAUUUCAAGAGACAUAGCUCAGAUUAGGAAGAGUCUGGGCUGGUGCCCCCAGCAUGACAUCCUGUUUGAUAACUUUACAGUGGGGGAGCAUCUCUUUUUCUAUGCCCAGCUGAAAGGCUUGUCGCGCCACAAGUGCCCCGAGGAGGUCAAGCAGAUGCUGCAUGUGCUCGGCCUGGAGGACAAGCGCCACACCCGGUGCAAGCUGCUGAGUGGGGGGAUGAAGCGCAAGCUGUCCAUCGGCAUCGCCCUCAUCGCGGGCUCCAAGGUGCUGAUUCUGGACGAGCCCACCUCAGGCAUGGACGCCAUCUCCAGGAGGGCUGUCUGGGACCUGCUGCAGCAGCAGAAAACUGACCGCACCAUCCUGCUGACCACCCACUUCAUGGACGAGGCCGACCUGCUGGGGGACCGCAUCGCCAUCAUGGCCAAGGGGGAGCUGCAGUGCUGUGGGUCCCCACUGUUCCUCAAGCAGAAAUAUGGUUCAGGAUACUAUAUCACUUUACUGAAGACACCACAGUGUAACACGGAGGCACUUUCUCACCUGAUUUAUCAUCAUAUACCCAAUGCUGUGUUAGAGUCCAGUGCUGGAGAAGAAAUAAUAUUCAUACUCCCGAAAGAGAGUAUGCACAGGUUCGAAUCUCUGUUCAACAGCUUGGAGCUGCAGCAGACAGAGCUGGGCAUCGCCAGCUUCGGCGCCUCAGUCACCACCAUGGAGGAGGUGUUCAUUCGGGUUUGUACUUUGGCAGAUUCCACUAUAAAUGCCCUGAGCAGCAAACGUUCAUCUCUCCGCCCUCACCCGAUGACGAGCAGAGUUCCUGUUGACAGAAUUAAACAGAUCCAUUCCAGGAUCUACUCAAUCCACCCUGGCCUCCCAGUCAGACUAAACACCGGGUUCUUUCUUCUCUGCCAGCAAUUCUAUGCCAUGUUCCUGAAGAAAGCGCUGUAUUCUUGGCGCAACUGGAUGCUGAUUUUGUCGAUCCAGAUGCUGGUGCCGCUGGUGAUCAUUAUGUUAAGUCUCUUCUUUUUCAACUUGAGAGUGGAGAACAUGGCCAGUGUUCCCCUGGAGCUCAGCCUGAAAACGUACGGUCAGACCGUGGUCCCAUUCUCUGUUCCUCAGAAUUCCAGGUUGGAUCCUCAACUUUCAGAACGCUUUGCAAGCAUGCUUGUGGCUGAGGGACAGAUUCCUCUGGAAGUCCCAGGUUCGAUAGAGACGUUCCUAUUGAAAAAGGCCAAAGAGAAACCUGAGGAUUUUAAUAAGUUCUACCUCGUGGCAGCCUCCUUCAGAGACGAGGGCAACCACACCACCGUGACCGCGCUGUUCAACAACCAGGCGUACCAUUCCCCUGCUCUGGCCGUGACUAUGGUGGACAACUUCCUCUUCAAGCUGCUCUCCGGUGCCGGGGCUUCCAUCCGCACAUCCAACUACCCGCAGCCUCAGUCGGAGAUGGAGAUAUCCGAGAAUGUCCUGUACCAGGGCCCUAAAGGGCAUUACCUCGUGGUCAACUUGCUCUUUGGAGUCGCUUUUCUGUCCAGCUCCUUUUCCAUCUUGAUUGUGCGGGAGAGGCGGAUCAAAGCCAAGCACAUCCAGUUUGUCAGUGGCAUUUACUUGGUGGCUUACUGGCUCUCUGCCCUGCUCUGGGACCUCAUCUCCUUCCUUGUCCCCACGCUGCUGAUGGUGGUGGUGUUUUUAUACCACAAAGAAGACGUGUUCACACGCUAUGAGAACAUCGCUGCGCUGGUCUCCAUGUUGCUCCUGUACGGAUGGGCCACGGUGCCCUUCAUAUACAUUGUCAGCUUCUCCUUUGAAAGCGCCAGCCACGCCUGCAUGAAGCUGGUCAUCAUGCUCACCUUCCUGAGCAUCGGGCCCAUCCUGCUUGUCAGAGUCACAGCAGAACAGGAGCUCGGUUACGAAGCAUUCUCGGAGUCCUUGGAUCAUGCGUUCCUGGUACUCCCCGGCCACUGCCUGGGCAUGGCUUUCUGCAACUUGUAUUACAACUUUGAACUGCAGCAGUUGUGCAGCAUCAAGAACCUGAGCCAGGCCGAGUGCAGUGAGGCUUCAGAGAAAUAUGUGGUCCAGAAGAACAUCUAUGCCUGGGAGCCUCUGGGGAUAGGGAAGUACCUGACAGCACUGGCCAUUUCGGGCCCCAUGUACAUUCUGCUACUGUUCCUCAUUGAAACCAAUGUGUUCUGGACCCUGAGAGCCUGGCUAGCCCGCCUGUGCAGGAAACAGAAUGUGGCAGGGCUGCUGGAAGUAUCAUCAUUACCUGAAGACCAAGACGUGGUCAAGGAAGCAAAACUCAUAACGACCCAUUUGGAAAAGUUGUGCAAGAAGAACCCACUAGUUGUUAAAGAAGUGUCGAAGGUCUAUGACAGCAAGGUGCCCCUGGUGGCUGUGAACAAGGUGUCCUUCACCAUUCAAGCAAAAGAAUGCUUUGGCCUGCUUGGCCUCAAUGGAGCUGGGAAGACUUCCAUUUUCAAGAUGCUGACUGGGGAUAAGCCCGUGACUUCUGGGGAUGCCUUUGUCCGAGGUGUCAGCAUCAAGUCUGACCUAGACAAAGUGCGGAAGUGGGUCGGCUACUGUCCCCAGUUUGAUGCUCUGCUGAACUUCAUGACAGGCCGUGAGUCCCUAGUCAUGUAUGCCCGCAUCCGGGGCAUCCCUGAGCGCCAGAUCGCUGCCUGUGUGAAUCAGAUCCUUGAGGACUUAGUGUUGCACAUGGACGCUGACAAGCUGGUGAAGACCUACAGCGGGGGGAGCAAGCGCAAACUGAGCACAGGCAUUGCCCUCAUCGGAGAGCCCGCCGUCAUCUUCCUGGACGAGCCGUCCACUGGCAUGGACCCCGUGGCCCGGCGCCUGCUCUGGGACACCGUGGCCCGCGCCCGCGAGUCCGGCAAGGCCGUCAUCAUCACCUCCCACAGCAUGGAGGAGUGUGAGGCCUUGUGCACCCGGCUGGCCAUCAUGGUGCAGGGUCAGUUCAAGUGCCUGGGCAGCCCGCAGCACCUCAAGAGCAAGUUUGGCAGCGGCUACUCCCUGCAGGCCAAGGUCCGCAGCAAGGGGCAGCAGGAGGCGCUGGAGGCGUUCAAGGCGUUUGUGGAGCUGACCUUCCCAGGUAGCAUCCUGGAGGACGAGCACCAGGGGAUGGUCCAGUACUUCCUGCCCAGCCAUGGCCACAGCUGGGCGAAGGUGUUUGGCAUCCUGGAGCAGGCUAGGAACAAGUACCAGCUGGAUGACUACUCGGUCAGCCAGGUCUCCCUGGAGGACGUCUUCCUGAGCUUCACCUACCCUGUGUAUUCUGCGCAAGCGCACGGCCAGCGUGAGCAGACACGGCCUCCCUCCGCUAGGACAGCUGUCCCCUCAGACCUUUCCCAGCAGCAAUAAAGACAGCCCCACAUGGCCAGACA
Molecule: messenger RNA, 5320 nt
Organism: Ochotona princeps (American pika)
Lineage: Eukaryota; Metazoa; Chordata; Mammalia; Lagomorpha; Ochotonidae
Product: ATP-binding cassette sub-family A member 17-like
Exons: 31
Coding region: 153-5297 (1714 amino acids)
Biological process (GO): transmembrane transport; lipid transport
Cellular component (GO): membrane; intracellular membrane-bounded organelle
Molecular function (GO): ABC-type transporter activity; lipid carrier activity; ATP hydrolysis activity
Source: RefSeq, a predicted model, not a curated record